Molecule: messenger RNA, 554 nt
Organism: Trachemys scripta elegans
Lineage: Eukaryota; Metazoa; Chordata; Testudines; Emydidae
Product: myelin P2 protein-like
Exons: 4
Coding region: 1-399 (132 amino acids)
Biological process (GO): fatty acid transport
Cellular component (GO): nucleus; cytosol
Molecular function (GO): fatty acid binding
Source: RefSeq, a predicted model, not a curated record
AUGUGUGAUCAGUUCUUAGGAACCUGGAAACUUGUCUCCAGUGAAAAAUUUGAAGAUUAUAUGAAAGAAUUAGGAGUGGGCUUUGCCAUGAGGAAACUGGGCAGCCUGGCAAAGCCUACUGUCCUCAUCAGUGCUGAUGAGGAUAUACUAACAAUAAAAACAGAGAGCCCUGUUAAAAAUACAGAGAUCUCCUUCAAGCUGGGCCAAGAAUUUGAGGAAACCACAACAGAUAACAGGAAAACUAAAAGUGUUGUAACCUUGGACAAUGGCUCAAUGAUUCAUGUGCAGAAAUGGGAUGACAAAGAGACCACAAUAAAGAGAGAGGUGGUGGAUGGAAAGAUGGUCGUGGAAUGUACCAUGAAGUAUGCCAUCUGCACUAGAGUCUAUGAGAAAGCAUGAAGAAACUAUCUGCAGUUAACUAUAACUUGCUGCUGGGAACUGGCUCAGUUCCACAAGAUAAAGGCUACUGUUUCCCUUCUGUUUGUAAAAGUUUUGAAUAGUCAUGUGCCCGCAAUGUACCAUAUUUCAGUUUAGUAACUACUUGUUUGAAGUGU